AUGCCUUACAUCCCCAGCCUGCCGCAGAUCCCUAACCGGUACGCUGCGACCCACGCCGAUCCUCAGGGCGAAGGUGACGCCCGCCCAACCGCUUUACAGAUCAUCCAAGACGAGGGUCUGAUUGGACAAUUGUUCGACAAAGUCGCGCUGGUCACCGGUGGUACCAACGGAAUUGGACUUGAAAUUGUUCGCCAUCUAGCAAAAACUGGCAUGAAAGUCUUCUUCACCUCCCGUGACUUCGCGAAGGGUGAAAGGGUGAAGAGUGAGCUGGAGAGCCAAGACUCUGGCUUGAGAUUAAAAGUCAUAGAAAUGGAACUCAAGAGUUUAAAGAGCGUCAAGAGAGGCGCUGAGGAAGUUUUGAAUAACACUGGCCGGCUAGAUCUUCUCGUCAACAAUGCAGGUAUCGCGGCGACACCGCGUGGCUACACAGAAGAGGGCUACGAACAGCAGUUUGGUGUCAAUCACCUUGCACAAUUCUACCUAUUCCAGCUGCUCAAACCUCUCCUUUUAAAAACGGCUGCCGACAACAACGUAAACGUGCGAGUCGUCACCACCUCCAGCACAUCACACACGGCUUCGACCGUACUGCCGGAAAACAACUAUGACACUGCGAACCCCAACGGAAAAGGUUAUGAGCCUGGAGUCUCAUAUGCUCACUCCAACACGGCCAAAAUUUGGUUCUGUAAUGAAGUUGAGCGGCGCUACGGCUCUGAGGGGGUACAUGCCAUCAGUAUUCACCCUGGCGGUUUUGGCAGUGGCUUGAUGAAGUCUUCAGAUGAGGAAACCCGCAAAAUGUUAGAGAAAUUGAUCCAGAUGCCUCACAUCAGAAAAGUUUGGAAGAGUGUUCAACAAGGCGCUGCCACCAGCGUACUAGCAGCUGUUGGCAAGGAGUAUGAUGGUGUUGGAGGAUUCUAUAUGGAGGACUGUGGUGUUAGCAAGCCCAUUCCCGACGAUACCAAUUGGGCUGGGUAUGGAUUCAAGUCAUGGGCCUUUAACGAAGAGGGCGAGAAGAAGCUUUGGGAUGAUUCGUUGAAGAUGGCUGGGCUGGAGGAUGGCCAUUGA
Colletotrichum destructivum is the source of this 1062-nucleotide messenger RNA. RefSeq names its product Putative short-chain dehydrogenase/reductase SDR, NAD(P)-binding domain superfamily. The coding region runs from base 1 to 1062 and encodes 353 amino acids. NCBI's taxonomy places the organism in Eukaryota, Fungi, Ascomycota, Sordariomycetes, Glomerellales, Glomerellaceae. The record is from RefSeq and is a predicted model, not a curated record. The transcript has 2 exons.